This is a messenger RNA of Nestor notabilis (Kea), 690 nucleotides long. It is a transcript of the gene ECSCR, whose product is annotated as endothelial cell surface expressed chemotaxis and apoptosis regulator. The transcript is spliced from 10 exons. Gene Ontology annotation, biological process: positive regulation of proteasomal protein catabolic process; negative regulation of angiogenesis; positive regulation of endothelial cell apoptotic process. Lineage: Eukaryota; Metazoa; Chordata; Aves; Psittaciformes; Psittacidae. The record is from RefSeq and is a predicted model, not a curated record. The annotation marks the transcript as partial. Gene Ontology annotation, cellular component: cytosol; plasma membrane.
AUGCUGGCUCCGUCCGUCCAUUCGUUCCUCUGGCUGUUCGGCUGUGUGCUGUUCCGAGGUACUACAGCCUCCACAGACUCCUCUGUCCACGCUGUAACAGGUCGAUCCCCAUCAACAACGCACAGCCCUGAAGUAAAGAACCACACAUCAGAGCCUUCAGUAAAAUCAACACCACCAACUGACUUGAACCUCACCUCCGUGGGUCCAACUACUACAGCCAAGUCCUCUUCUGUUGCUACAACACUGCUAACACCAACUGUACAAGAUGAAAAGUCUUCUGGAAGCAGAAGCACAGCAGCUUCACCAUCUCAAGGUCAAGAGCCCACAAGAAGCAAGAGUACCACAACAUUAGUAACUCAAGGGACCUCAAAUCCAGUCACCCCAACACCUUCUGGCUACCUGCCUGUGCCCACUCCAACAGAUGAUAAAUCACCUUUGACAGUGGCAGCUUUUGGUGUCAUCAGCUUCAUCAUUAUCCUGAUAGUGGUUGUGAUCAUUCUGGUCAGCGUGGUCAGCCUGAGGUUCAAGUGUAAUCGCUCAAAGGACUCAGAAGACAAACAGAAACCGGGAACCUCUAUGGUAUCAGAGAGCUGCUCAGCAGGCACAAGCCAGAAGGAUAACAGCAUCACCCUGAUCUCCAUGAAGAACAUCAACAUGAACAACAGCAUGAGUUAUCCACCAUCAGAAAAG